This is a messenger RNA of Symphalangus syndactylus (siamang), 1697 nucleotides long. It is a transcript of the gene BCS1L, whose product is annotated as BCS1 ubiquinol-cytochrome c reductase complex chaperone. Gene Ontology annotation, molecular function: ATP binding; ATP hydrolysis activity. The record is from RefSeq and is a predicted model, not a curated record. Lineage: Eukaryota; Metazoa; Chordata; Mammalia; Primates; Hylobatidae.
AAACCAUGUGGCUGGAGGCGCGAGCUGGGGUGUGGGCGAGGUUCAGGAGGGGGUUCCUGGGUGUCGCGGAGGGGCCGGGGGCCUGAGAGCUUUGUCUGUGGCCUUCCAUGCAUAGGUGUUUUGGAAUUCUGGAUCCCAGUUCUGAGGCUCAGCCGAGGGUUCUGUUGGGAGCCAGCCAUUGAAGGUGCUGGAGCAGAGAGAUAUGGAAUUGGAGCUGAUGCCUAUGAUCAAAGAUCUGGACCCUUGUGUAGCUGUUCCUUGAAGCAGGAGGUGAAGACCUAUUAAAAUGCCAUUUCAAGAACUACGAUUUUAAAGACAGUUUAGGUGGGAGGUUUUCGUAACACCCCAGGGCCUGUAAGAUUUGGUGUUUCCCUUUCAAGAUGCCACUUUCAGACUUUAUUCUGGCCCUGAAGGACAAUCCCUACUUUGGGGCUGGAUUUGGGCUGGUGGGUGUGGGCACAGCCCUGGCCCUGGCCCGGAAGGGUGCCCAACUGGGCCUGGUGGCAUUCCGGCGCCAUUACAUGAUCACACUGGAAGUCCCUGCUCGAGACAGGAGCUAUGCCUGGUUGCUUAGCUGGCUUACCCGCCACAGUACCCGUACUCAGCACCUCAGUGUCGAGACUUCAUACCUUCAGCAUGAGAGCGGCCGCAUUUCCACUAAGUUUGAAUUUGUCCCCAGCCCUGGAAACCACUUUAUCUGGUAUCGGGGGAAAUGGAUCCGGGUAGAACGAAGUCGAGAGAUGCAGAUGAUAGACUUGCAGACGGGGACUCCUUGGGAAUCUGUCACCUUCACAGCCCUGGGCACUGACCGAAAGGUUUUCUUCAACAUCCUGGAGGAAGCUCGAGAGCUAGCCUUGCAGCAGGAGGAAGGGAAGACCGUGAUGUACACAGCUGUGGGCUCUGAAUGGCGUCCCUUUGGCUAUCCACGCCGCCGGCGACCACUGAAUUCUGUGGUUCUACAACAGGGUCUGGCUGACCGAAUUGUCAGAGACGUCCAGGAAUUCAUCGAUAACCCCAAGUGGUACACUGACAGAGGCAUUCCUUACAGACGUGGCUACCUGCUUUAUGGGCCCCCUGGUUGCGGAAAGAGCAGUUUUAUCACAGCCCUGGCUGGGGAACUGGAGCACAGCAUCUGCCUGCUGAGCCUCACGGACUCCAGCCUCUCUGAUGACCGACUCAACCACCUGCUGAGCGUGGCCCCGCAGCAGAGCCUGGUACUCCUGGAGGAUGUGGAUGCUGCUUUUCUCAGUCGAGACUUGGCUGUGGAGAACCCAGUAAAGUACCAAGGCCUAGGUCGCCUCACCUUCAGUGGACUGCUCAAUGCCUUGGAUGGUGUGGCUUCCACUGAGGCCCGCAUCGUGUUCAUGACCACCAACCAUGUUGACAGGCUGGACCCCGCCCUGAUACGCCCGGGGCGAGUGGACCUGAAGGAGUACGUGGGCUACUGCUCACACUGGCAGCUGACCCAGAUGUUCCAGAGGUUCUAUCCAGGGCAGGCACCUUCCUUAGCUGAGGACUUUGCAGAACAUGUCCUUCGAGCUACAAACCAGAUCAGUCCUGCCCAGGUGCAGGGCUACUUCAUGCUGUAUAAAAAUGACCCUGUAGGAGCAAUUCACAAUGCUGAGUCUCUGAGGAGAUGAUCAGGCUGGGCUCAGCUCAGCUCUCCUCCUCUAGUUCAAUAAACAUCUGCCACACUA